GGGUCCAUCGAACAGAUGACGUGUUACAGCGGGUCCUUGCUGCUUCCGGUUCCGCGUGUAAACAGUGUGAGGUCCUGUCAUACAGACCAGAAUAAUGUCGAAAGUAACGUUUAAAAUCACGCUGACGUCGGACCCUCGGUUACCAUAUAAAGUAUUAAGUGUACCUGAGAGCACGCCAUUCACGGCAGUUUUGAAAUUUGCAGCAGAGGAGUUUAAAGUGCCAGCAGCCACCAGUGCCAUCAUUACAAACGAUGGCAUCGGAAUCAACCCGGCGCAGACAGCAGGAAAUGUGUUCCUGAAACAUGGCUCGGAGCUACGAAUCAUUCCAAGAGAUCGGGUCGGAGGAUGUGACUAUCUAGUGCUUUUCUGUCACAGACAAUGAACAUGCUUAUUUAUUGUUCGGCCCUGAGGUGUCAACUCUCAUGGGCACUGCUGCGGCUCCAAAUCUGUCAGAGGACCUCACAAAUCUCACCGAGCUGCCGUCACAGCCCCCUUCUCAAAGAUUUACACUCGCAGGAUGUUGACGAUUUGUUGUGCUCCCAAAUUUCAAACCACUAGGUAUUUAUCUUUGAUCUUUCACCAAAAAAUUCCAGCUCUCUUUUUUAAGAUCACACACUUAAUGUUCAUAAAGCAUUUUACAUGUCUUAAGUACAUAAUAUUUACUUAAAGUCCAAUUAGAUGUUUAAAUACCUUUGAAAAAUAUGAUUCUCAUUUUCCAUUUUAAGAAGAAAAGUCAAAUGAAUGGAAAACAUCAUGUUUUGGCUUUUUUUCUUCAUAUUUUGUUUCAUUAAUGGUUGUUUUGAGCUGUUAUUGCAGGCAGAUAAUGACAGUGCCUAUGUGAUGAAACUCCUGCAGUUGUGUAGUUAAACAAAACUAUAAAACAGUAUGAUUAAAGAAGCUCUAAAUAAGAUAAUAAAAUAUGCAUUUCAUAAUAUACUUACUAUGUAAAAAAAUUAUUUACAAAAUAACCCUUCCCAUAGUUGUAAUGAAAUGUUACAUAAACCAAUUUGAUGUCUCAAAAGUCGCUUUCUGUAACUUUCCUGGUCACUCAAGUCGGCGUGCCUUUUCAUUAAGGCUUCAAAUCAUGGCUUGGCUUGAAUAGUACAUCAGGCUAAUGAAUGACAGGCUCUACCUUUGCUUUUACACCCUCCACUUACCCUCCUUCCCUUACAUUACUGUUAGGCGGAGGAGGAGGAGAAGGAGAAAGGUGGAGGAGGAGAAGGGUCUGACUAUUCAGUGUGAUAAUGGAUCUUUCAUUUGUUUCAAUAAAAGAGCAGGCAUGCUGUGCCCUUUCCAUGCCACUCAUUACUGGGAAAAGGGGAGAAGUGCAUUAUAAAUACAGCAAGGCCUACAUUAUUCAAACGCAGACAUGUUACUCUGGCUCACAUUUGAAAAGGCAUCUCUUGCCUCUAGCCUCAUUUGGCAGGAAAUGAUGCGGUUUGUUCAUUAGCCGUGGAAGAAAUUGUGCUUUUACGAAAGUGAAAGGGCUUGCCAGUGUGACAAAUGUCAAAUUUAGAAGUAAAAAAGUUACAAAUACACUUGAAGUAGUCUUGUCAUAAACAUUAAAGAAAGCAUUGAAUACCGA
Molecule: messenger RNA, 1585 nt
Organism: Onychostoma macrolepis
Lineage: Eukaryota; Metazoa; Chordata; Actinopteri; Cypriniformes; Cyprinidae
Gene: ufm1
Product: ubiquitin-fold modifier 1
Exons: 6
Coding region: 95-382 (95 amino acids)
Biological process (GO): protein K69-linked ufmylation
Cellular component (GO): cytoplasm; nucleus
Source: RefSeq, a predicted model, not a curated record